AUGUGUAUUACUAAGUUAGCAUUUAUCAAAGACAAAUUGGUGAAAUCCAAGUCCGGAUCGGUUAUUAAAGUGUUUAAGGAAGGUUUACUAGUUAAAGAAGAUAGUGGUACUUUAGGACUUUGUUCCGUAUUUAGUGGUAUUUCCCCAAGUAGUACUAAAAGUAGUGAUAAUAGUACCAAAAGUACUAUUGAAAGUAGUAGUACUAUUGAAAGUAGUAGUGAUAAGGAGUGGACAGAGGUUGGAGAUGAGUUGGUAGAGUAUAAGAUAAGUAAUUCAUUGGGUCCUGUACGGACGGGAAGAGUUAAGAACUUAUCUGAUCUGGAUAAGAGUGGGGCUGUUCAAGUUGUAGGAAAGUACUGGGUAGUAAGAAUAGGUAGUGAAGUUGUAGUUAGAGAAGUAGAAGGUGAUUUAGAAGUAUGGCGAGGAGAGGCUGAACGGUAUACUCUUUCUGAACAAGGUUUAUUACUAGAACAAGGAAAUGAGUUGAGUUUGUAUAGUUUAGGUGAAUUUACUAAGCCAUUAUGGCGUAAAGAGUUAAGUAAGUCAAGUAGAGAAGUAUUCUUGCGUGGACUGAUUGUACUUGUCUUUUGGCCGGCUGAUGAGAAAGUCUUGAUUAUAAGUAGUAGUAGGAGUGAAGAAGGUAAGAUUGAAGAAGUUUCAUUAGAUAUUCUGAUGGAUCUUUAUGAACCUGAUUGUGGUAAUUAUGUAGUUGGAUGGGCCACUAAUAUUGGACCGAUUAAAGACUUACUAGUAAUUGGUCAUAGUAAAUCGCCUGAUUUUGUUUAUGUAAUUAAGGAUGACGUCAGUACUCGUCUUUUAUCAGAAGUAGAUGAGUUAAAGUGUUUAAAGGUUCCUAUGGAGGAAGAACUAGUUGGUUUACAUACGAUUGAAGCUAGUAUUUUACCAGAUAUGAAUGAUGAAGAUCAAGAGAUUAUUCAAGGACCUACUUUUAUUGUUGAGAGUACUAGUCAACUCGUACUGUACUAUCUUAUGGCCGAAGUGACUAAACCUGAGUUGUAUCUUCAUACUCGCCGUAAACAACCCCAGCCAUGUCCCAUUUCUACUUCCACUUCCACUUCUACUACUCCCAGUACUACUAAUACUACCCCCGUCUUAACUACUACUAAUCCAGUUGAAACUAACCCAAUACUAACCCCAUCUUUAUCUCAAAGUCAAAAUAACAAUUUAGAUAGUAACAUAUCUAACCACCCAGUAAGUCAAUCCAGUCCAUCUUCCCUCGAAUCUUCACCUCUAUUCAGUUCAUCCAGUACUUCAGAAGAUUUAAGCCAACUUACUAAAGGCAAUACUUCCGAGGAUUUAAGCCAACUUACUAAAGGAGUAGCUAAUCUUAAACUAUCUAAUAGUACCGAUACUCCUACACUCUCUGCUACACCUACUACUCCCACACUCUCUACAUCUACUACUCCCACACUCUCUACACUCUCUACUCCUACUACACCUAAUACACCUGUCACUCCUAUUAUGUUCGGUUCAAGUCCUAAUCUAACCCCACGCUCUCUAGCUACUCCAGCCCCUAUUCCCAUUCCUUCACCCCAACCAACCCGAGUAGAUAAACUUGAAGAUCAAACCAAAGAAUUAGAUGAGUUCUUCCAACCAAUGUUCACUCAACUCCUCAACCAAGUUAAAGAAAUACGAUCAACCACUACUUCUUGCCAAACUAAUCUUCAUAAAAUCAAGACUCCCUCCUCUACUCCUCCCCAACCCACUCAAACUACCAAUUGUCUCUCCGGUAUUGAUGAACUAACCAUCCUCAUUACUGAUGAACUUACCGCCCUUAAAGAAGUAGUCAAAGAACAUCAAGCCACCACUAAAACCAAAACAAACAUCAUUCUCCAGCAAAUCAGAGAAAAACUAGAUCUAGCUACGCAACGUCUCAACCAACCCAUUCCUAAUAAAUGGCCUGAAAUCGAAGCCAUCAAUACCAAAAUCACCAAAACAUUCAAAAUUUCCAAUCAAUCAAACCAUCAUUCCGAUAUUAUCUCACCCAACGAUCUAAAAGUCUUCACUACUCCCCUCAAUAUUCCUCCCCCUUCACUCACUCCUAUCACUCUAGAUUCCAACCAUACCAAGAAGAGACAAAAUACUAUCCAAGUCCUUGAAGAGUGUCUUGCCAAACUCAAAAUCUCCCCAACCCCAACUGAUUCCAUUCUCGAUCAUAUCUUCCAAAACUCAGCCACCAAAACCCUUCUCUCCCAUAAACCAGCUCCUAUUCCCACCCCUACUCCUACUCCCCCAACUACCACUACUACUACCACUACUACCACUACUACCACUACUCCUCUCACCAGACCUACAUUAACUACUACUACACCAACUACUACUACCUCGAAGUUAACUACUCCCAGCUUUGCUAAACCUAACCCACUAAUGGCUACUACUACUACUACUACUACUACUCCUACUACUACUACUACUACUACUCCUACUCCUAUUACUACUACUACUCCUACUCCUACUCCUCCUACCAGACCAUUAUUUGCUUCAACCUCUAGUAAUACCAACUUAUUUGAUAUCCCACCCCCACCUACCCCACCUCCACACCUAGCCGCAGCCAUGGGCCGAUUCAGCAAGAUCUUCCCUAAUAUUACCCCCACCUCUUCCAAUAAUCCACCCGGCCAGUCUUCUUAUACAACAUUUGACUCCAAUCCUUUUUGCUCAUCCGCUACUCCACCUAAUUCUACUUUAUCUAAAUCUACUCCACCCAACCCCAUUCCCUUUGGUUAUAACUUCCCACCUCCACCUCCACCCCCACUCUUCUUUCCUUUCUCCACUCAACCCAACACCACUCAACCCAACACCACCACUACACCCCAACCACUCGGUCUUAACUCUCUAGCUAAUCCUCUUCUUUCCAAGCCCAAUAACACUAUCUCUCUUCUUCGUCCCUCCAACUCCUCCCAAUCUAACAACUCCUCCCAAUCUAACAACUCCUCCCAAUCUAACAACUCCACCCAAUCCAACAAUACCACCCAACCUAACAAUCCUAACCCAACUCAACCCAAUUCCAAAGGAUCUCUCUCCUUCCUCUUCAAGAAAUAG
Molecule: messenger RNA, 3060 nt
Organism: Nematocida homosporus
Lineage: Eukaryota; Fungi; Microsporidia
Exons: 1
Coding region: 1-3060 (1019 amino acids)
Biological process (GO): mRNA cis splicing, via spliceosome
Cellular component (GO): spliceosomal complex
Source: RefSeq, a predicted model, not a curated record